AGAAAAUAGUACCAAAACAAGGCAUGACUAGCCAUAACAGUUGCACAAGCAUGAACAUACUACCAUCAAAAGAAGGCUUUUUCAGCCAAAACAAGGCUGAAAGAACAGUAGCAAACAAAGCCACUUUCAGCCAUUAAUUGUAUCAAAACAAGGCUGUGCCAUAACAAAAAAAAUAAGGUUGCACCAUAAAAGUAGUAGCAAAUGAAUUUUUUUUUUCCUGAAGUUGGACAUGUAGAAACUACCAAGCAAUCAGCAAUGUUUUUCCAGUGAGAAAAGAUUACAAAUAACUGCAACCGUUUUCCUUUUGUCAAUCUGCAGAAUUGGUUUGCCUGGACCGUUACUGUCCCUUAAAAUGACACACAUACAAAUCAAGAACUUUUGGCCCAGGGGACUUCAACUGGUUCAAUCAUAUUCAACAACUAAGGGAAUGUCGAAAAGAGUUGGUUAAAGGAAGCAGGGGUCAGGAGUUCAUAGAGUAGAUGUUUAGAAAAAGUAACUCGAACGAGUUAAUUUGUCGAAUACCAUUUGAAAACUCAACUUCACUACUACAACAGACAAGUCAUAAAACUGCUUUUCAUAUAAGGCUUUUCUACUGCUCAUGUAAGACUUUUCUACAGCUCAACUAACCGAAUGACGCAAAACAAUAGAUAUUACAUAGGAUAAGGUGCACGCACCUAGCUUGUGCCAACCUACAAGUUGUAUAUUAUAUACAGGGCUAGUGUAAUUUUUUUUUUUGCACAUCCAUACCAGCGAAGCAAUAAAAUUAGGGCUUCGAACUCAUACAAUUCAGAUGGAAGCUCGUGCAAGUGCAGGGUAAUUUGGGGGUUUUCCAAUUACAAGGCAAAUUUCGAAUUAGGGUUCUUUUGUAACCCAAAAAACUGAGUUGAAGGCUCAAAUAUAGAACACCCACAGACACAAAGAGAGAGAGAGAUAGAGAGAGAGACCUUGGUCGUUGAUCUGGUUCGUAGUCCUCUCUCUGCGUGAUUUUGAAUCUCGUCGGUGCGGUGGUGGUGGUUGCCGGAGGCACAGGGGUCUCUCGUUGAUGGGAGGUGGUCACCGGAGGUGGGGAGGCAGUGGUGGCGGUCGGCGGUGGUGGGAGGUCGCCUCACUCUCCCUAGUUGUUGAAGUCUGGUGUGAUUUGGAAAAACAAUCGCAUGUUUUGAAUUCCAGGGAUUUCAGUCCCUUUUCUCUCUCCUUUUUUUUUUAACUGGAUUAAGUGAGUGAAUCCCCUCCACUGCCAUGUCAGCAAUGUUGUAAAGAUGUUGUAAAAGAAGGUUGUAAGUGUAGCAUUAUUGAUAAAACCAGAUCUAGGGUUCAGCUUGGGCUUAUCUGUGAGAAACCAGAUCUAGGAUUUGCUAUGGCUCUCCGGAUUCUCCUUAGCAGCGGAAGAGGAGGGAACGCCGUUGUUCGCCAACGCUGCAAAACUGGAAUUUCAGAGCUUUUAAAAAGCUGCUUCUCAACCCCAAUCAUCAUCAACACCAUCCACCAUCGGCGGGGAUGCCAUUUUUCAAUGGCCGAUUGGCUUGCUGGUCGUUCAAUAGGGAUUAGUUUCUCCCACUAUCCAAAAGAUUCAUACAUCUUUCAAACCAUCACGGCCACCAUCAUGGAUCCCCAAAACAAUAUCGAAAUUGUGAGCAUAGCCCAGUCUGCCGUGAACGAACACAAUUCGAAAAGCGAAGACGACGAGGCGGAGAAGGGGGCUAAGGGUAAUCUUCGGUUCGUGGAGGUGCUGGAAGCCAGCCUUGAAUAUGACCGGGGAAUAACCAAAUUUAUCAUCACGUUCAGCGCAGUCGACGAGGAGGAUUGCGCCGGCGGCCUCACCAAACGUUACAAAGCAAUUGUUUCCCAGUCGACGACCACUGGUGUCCUCACGUUGAAUAAUUUGGGCCCCAACUCUACUCCCUUCCAGGACGAUUUUAUAAACGGUGAGUACCGAUAUAGGAAGGAGGCAGUGAAGAUGCAUUAAUCGUAUGGAUGUUCAAGUGUUUGUGAAUGGUGUUUUUGCCGGUUUAACUUAAUGUCAUGUUUUUGCUGGUUAAUUUAGGUUAUGUUGUGUUAUGUUUGAGUCGUGUAUUUUAUUCCCUUUAAAACUGAUGUAGAAGCACAGAGAUGCACUUAAAUUAUGUCUUAUAUUUUCAUAUUUUGCAUAA
Rhododendron vialii is the source of this 2150-nucleotide messenger RNA. RefSeq lists its product as uncharacterized. Lineage: Eukaryota; Viridiplantae; Streptophyta; Magnoliopsida; Ericales; Ericaceae. The transcript is spliced from 2 exons. Bases 1358 to 1966 code for a protein of 202 amino acids. The record is from RefSeq and is a predicted model, not a curated record.